AUGGGUAUUAAAAGGGAAAGGUUGGAAGAAUCUUGUUCGACAAAGGAAGCAGAGCGGAGGGAUUCAAGAUUAAUCAUAUCAGUUGCCAAGGAGUUGGUAAAAGAAUAUAAACUGUUUAAUGAAGAUAGGGAAGAGCUAAAAGAAAUGCAGAGGCCAAGUUGGAAUCCUCCACCACACAAAUUUUUGAAAUUAAAUGUUGAGGCUGCAUACAAGGAUGACAAGGCAGGAAUUGGGAUAGUUGUAAGAAAUGACAAAGGGGCUGUUGAAGCUUUGAUGGCUGAGCCUGUGAACCAGGUUGCUGAUGCCGUAAUGUCUAGCUUUUCUUAA
Messenger RNA from Oldenlandia corymbosa var. corymbosa, 327 nucleotides. Lineage: Eukaryota; Viridiplantae; Streptophyta; Magnoliopsida; Gentianales; Rubiaceae. The record is from the annotation of a GenBank genome assembly.